AUUCCCCGGCUUUUGAUCCCACCAACCUCCACCCAAGAAUUAUGUACAGUCCCGUCCUUCAUCACACACAUCGGCAUGCCCCACCACCACCACCUCAGAAUUGGUCCCAUCGCCACUAUAACCCACCCCAUCCCACGGCGUCUAAACUCUUGUCCAAAAAAUGGGAAGACAAGAGCCGAUCACUGCACAUGAAAAAGAUCAAAGAAGCCAAAUCCACAAUUGAUAGUCGUCCACCUCGGGUAUGGCCGCAUUUGGAAGUGCGACUGAAGAGGGUUCAGGUUGAGCAAGAAAGGCUACAGGAAAUCGAACGGAACAACCACAUUUUGCUUGACCGUAUUGCCUUCCAGUUGGAUAAUCCAUCCCAAGUGUCCGAUUUGAAGAAUUCCCAGCGAGUCUCAUCCCACCGGGGAAGUGCAAAUUCAGUGAACAGUAGUGGUAGCACGAGGUCACUGCAUGCGCCUAAACGCAAAAGGGAUUUGAAAGCGAUUGAGGUUCAAAACAUGACCAUUUUGCAACGGAUCGAAGACCAGCCACCUACAUAUCCCCGCACAAAGUUCUUUGCAUCCCGCUGCCAAAAUCUGGAGUAUCUACGCAAUAUUGCACAAUAUCCUCAGACAUACGAAAGGCUCCUAGAGGGACAUGUGGGGAGGCAUCGCAGGGAGAGCUCUUUGUGUGUGCAUGAAGAGAUUGUUUUGCCGCCUCCUGGUAAAACUAGCGGGCGACCACCAACGAGACCUAAUCGAAUGUCGGGCCCUUUGGAAGAUUUAGUGAUUGAGGAUGUCGAGGAUGGGGGAGCAGCUGAGAGGAAGAGGGAGGAGUUGCCAAAGAUAGCGUGAUUUCCUUUUUUCCAUUAUGUUUUUAUUUCUCUAGGAAAUCGGUGCUGAAUAGGUUUCGAAGGGGAUGAUAUCAUUAUUUUGGCAUUCGAAAGUCUGGAGGAUUUGGCUAGCCCUUCAUCCAGAAUACAAAGAUUGCUUAUACCGCCG
Spizellomyces punctatus DAOM BR117 is the source of this 983-nucleotide messenger RNA. RefSeq lists its product as uncharacterized. Lineage: Eukaryota; Fungi; Chytridiomycota; Chytridiomycetes; Spizellomycetales; Spizellomycetaceae. The transcript is spliced from 3 exons. The record is from RefSeq and is a predicted model, not a curated record. Bases 42 to 836 code for a protein of 264 amino acids.